Molecule: messenger RNA, 1245 nt
Organism: Ilyonectria robusta
Lineage: Eukaryota; Fungi; Ascomycota; Sordariomycetes; Hypocreales; Nectriaceae
Product: kinase-like domain-containing protein
Exons: 2
Coding region: 1-1245 (414 amino acids)
Biological process (GO): positive regulation of transcription by RNA polymerase II; protein phosphorylation
Cellular component (GO): nucleus; transcription factor TFIIH holo complex; transcription factor TFIIK complex
Molecular function (GO): cyclin-dependent protein serine/threonine kinase activity; ATP binding; RNA polymerase II CTD heptapeptide repeat kinase activity
Source: RefSeq, a predicted model, not a curated record
AUGGCCGUCUCCCCCGUCGUCACCCACACGGUCGAGUCCGUUCAGCAGACGCAGCAGCUCGCGCGCGCCAUCUCGUCGCCCCUCAAGAACUUCACCUCCGGCCAUACGUCUUCUUCCAAUGGCACCCCGAAGCCCCUCGCCGCGCCGCUCGUCCCCGUGCCCACAACAAUCCCCGUGACGCUCGACCUCGCCGAGCAGAUGAACGACGAGGAGAAGCGGAAAUACGUCAAGGGCAAGAAGCUUGGUGAGGGUACCUACGCCAUCGUCUUCCUCGGCCACCUACGCUCCAAGCCGUCGACGCAGGUCGCCAUCAAGAAGAUCAAGGUCCAGAAGGAGAACGACCAGGGCAUGGCCCCCGACGCCGUCCGCGAGUUGAAGCACCUCCAGGAACUCCAGCACCCCAACAUCAUCUCCCUCCUCUCCGUCUUCUCCUCCAAAGAUCAGAAUCUCAACCUCGUCCUCGAGUACCUGCCCCUCGGCGACCUCGAAAUGCUCAUCCGCGACACCGACAACGUCCGCUACGGUGCGGCUGACAUCAAGACCUGGAUGGGCAUGCUCACCCGCGCCGUCUGGUUCUGCCACGAGAACUUUGUCCUCCACCGCGAUAUCAAGCCCAACAAUUUGCUGAUCGCCGCCGAUGGCGAGGUCAAGCUUGCCGAUUUCGGUCUCGCCCGCACCUUCGCCGACCCCGUCACCAACAUGACCUCGCACGUCAUCACCCGCUGGUACCGCCCCCUGGAACUACUCUUCGACGCGAAGCACUACAGCGGUGCCGUCGAUGUCUGGUCCGUCGGUACCGUCUUCGCCGAGCUGGUCAUGCGCGCCCCCUACCUCCCUGGAAACACCGACAUAGACCAGGUCAAGCUCAUCUGCGAGGCCAUCGGCACACCCACCGAGGACAACUGGCCCGGCGUCACCAAGCUCUCCGGCUACGCUGUCCCCGCGCAGCACCCCGUCCGCGGCAAGGACUGGUACGAGAUGCGCUUCGGCACCGUGGGCUCUGACGGCGUUGACCUGCUCAUGAAGACGCUCAUCCUCGACCCGCGCAAGCGCAUCACCGCCCGCCAGAUGCUCGAGCACCGCUGGUGGCACUCCGAACCCAAGCCCACCCGCAAGCAGGACCUGCCCAAGAAGGGUGGCGCCAGUGCUGAAGAUAAGAUGGGUGCCGACCUCAAGCGCCGCCCAGGCGUCCUCGACGACGACCGCGGCUCCAAGGUUGCUCGCAAGCUCGACUUUGGCGCAUAA